Molecule: messenger RNA, 2493 nt
Organism: Rhineura floridana
Lineage: Eukaryota; Metazoa; Chordata; Lepidosauria; Squamata; Rhineuridae
Gene: MEN1
Product: menin 1
Exons: 10
Coding region: 125-1909 (594 amino acids)
Biological process (GO): regulation of transcription by RNA polymerase II; negative regulation of cell population proliferation; negative regulation of cell cycle
Cellular component (GO): nucleus; chromatin; histone methyltransferase complex
Molecular function (GO): chromatin binding; transcription cis-regulatory region binding; Y-form DNA binding
Source: RefSeq, a predicted model, not a curated record
CGUCCCAGCAUGCCUUGCAAAUGGAAGACUCCAACUCCCAUGCUGCCUUGCGCGCGCGGGGCAUGGCUGAAAGCUCUGUUGUGGUGCAUUCGAAUUAGACAAGUGGAGAGCGCCACCCUCGGCCAUGGGGCUGAAGGGUGCCCAAAAGGCCCUGUUCCCCUUGCGCUCGGUGUCAGACGUUGUUCGCCUCUUUGAACUGGAGCUUCGCCGGGAGCAUCCGGACUUGGUGCUCCUUUCGCUUGUCCUGGGCUUUGUGGAGCAUUUCCUGGCCGUCAACCGAGUGCUCCCCACCAACGUGCCGGGCAUCAGUUUUGAGCCUGCCCAGGGCCCCGACAGCCUGACUUACUUCCCGGUGGCCGAUCUGAGCAUCAUCGGCGCCCUGCAUGCCCGUUUCACCGCCCAAAUCCGCGGGGCUGUUGAUCUCUCGCUGUAUCCCCGGCCCGACGGUUACUCUUCCCGGGAACUCGUCAAGAAAGUCUCCGACGUCAUCUGGAACAGCCUCAGCCGCUCCUACUUCAAGGAUCGGGCCCACAUCCAGUCAUUGUUCAGCUUCAUCACAGGCACCAAGCUAGACAGCUCUGGCGUGGCCUUUGCGGUGGUGGGGGCGUGCCAGGUGCUGGGGCUGCUGGACGUGCACCUGGCGCUCUCGGAGGACCAUGCUUGGGUGGUGUUUGGCAAGGACGGCGAGCAGACAGCGGAGGUGACCUGGCAUGGCAAAGGCAACGAGGACCGGCGUGGGCAGACCGUCAACUCCGGUGUGGCAGAACGGAGCUGGCUGUACCUGAAGGGUUCCUACCUGGGCUGCACCCACCAGAUGGAGGUGGCCUUCAUGGUGUGCGCCAUCAAUCCUUCCAUUGAUCUGCACUCCGACAGCCUGGAGCUGCUGCAGCUGCAACAGAAGCUGCUGUGGGUCCUGUCUGACUUGGGCCAUCUGGAAAGGUACCCGAUGGCAUUGGGAAAUCUGGCUGACUUGGAGGACCUUGAACCCACCCCUGGGCGCCCAGACCCCCUCUUCAUUUACCAUCAGGGGAUCAACUCAGCCAAGCAGUACUACCACAAUGAACACAUCUAUCCGUACAUGUACCUGGCCGGCUACCACUGCCGCAACAAAAACGUCAAGGAGGCGCUGGAGGCCUGGGCCGACUCAGCCACUGUGAUCCAAGAUUAUAACUACUGUCGCGAAGAUGAGGAGAUCUACAAGGAAUUCUUUGAUGUGGCCAACGAUGUAAUCCCCAAUUUGCUAAAAGAGGUGGCCAGCCUUGCUGACUCGGCUGAGGAGAAGGGGGCUGGUGAGAGGGGAGAGGCUUCGCCCUCCCAAGCAGGUGGCUCAGCCCUGCAGGACCCCGAGUGCUUCGCUCACCUCCUGCGCUUCUAUGACGGAAUCUGCAAGUGGGAAGAGGGUAGCCCCACGCCUGUCCUCCAUGUGGGUUGGGCCACUUUCCUCGUCCAAUCCCUGAGCCGUUUUGAUGGGACGGUGCGGCAGAAGGUGACCCUGGUGAGCCGAGAGGUAGAAGCGAACGAGGACGACGAGCAAGGCAGCGAAGAUCCACGGGAGGGGCGCCGCCGAGGUCCCCGCCGGGAGUCCAAGCCCGAGGAGCCACCCUUGCCAAAGAAAGCGACAGAGCGCCGGCGCCCCAGUUCCGGCCAGCGAGUGGACAGGCCCCCUCCGGAGAAAGAGGAAGGGGCCCCCAGCAAUGGCCCUAGUCUGCCUCCCGAAGGGCCCCUCCUUGCCUUCCAGAGCGAAAAGAUGAAGGGCAUGAAGGAGCUGCUGGUGGCGGCCAAGAUCAACUCAAGCGCCAUCAAGCUGCAGCUCACGGCUCAAUCCCAGGUGCAGCUGAAGAAACAGAAGGCCUCUGCCCCCCGGGACUACACCCUGUCCUUUCUCAAGCGGCCCCGUAAGUCCCUCUGAGCCUGCCAGGCGCCUGCAGCGCUCUGCCCCUUCUCUUGAGCGAUACCUCAGAGGUGCCCGUGUCUGCCGGGAGUCUCAGCUCUUGUCCCAGCAGCCCUGAGUAGCCACCAGAAGAGGCCACUUCGCUCCGUUGAAUAACUUUCCAAUGACGCUGCGGGGCCGUGUGUUGACUCGGUCUCCUCUGGCCCCAGCAGCAGUUCAGUUCCUCAAAGGCAGGAGCCUUUUCGUCUUUACGCUGCAGGCAGGAUUCCUGUGGCACCCUCUCUUAGCUGCGCUUGGAAGCCUUUUUGCUUGCGUGGCAACCUUCUGCCAGAAACGGAGGCCUCAAGCACGAGUUCAAAUCCUGCCAGAGACGAGAGGCAGAUGUUUUCAUGGUGCCUUGAAAGUUGUGGGCUGAGCAGAGAGGGAAGUGUGGGGAAAUUGAACAUGGGAGGCAAGGGGCUUUGGGUGGGGGAUCGUUGCUCUUGCCUCUGCUGCUGUCAGCUGGUAACAAGGGGAGGGGAAUUAGCAUUUCUACCAAUUGACAUGUGUUUUGCUUGUUAAACAAAAUUACAGUUUAAUAAAUGUUCAGGGUUUUUUUUAAA